GUGUCCCCUCUUGUAUCCUAGAAACAAUUUUUAUCAAUAUCUGAUAUCAUCUUUAGUUCAUGAGAUAUAUCCAUUAUAAAUGUUUAAAUUGUCACCCCGUAUAAAUGCAAUAAAUAAAAAAAUAAAUAUAUUGACUAUCAACAAACCCUACCAACCCCAGAAACGUUUCCCAUCCGUCACAAAAUAUUCCCAUCUUAGACUUUAAUUACCACUAACAAAGUGUUCGAAGAUCGUAUUUUAUAAAAUAGAAGAUAAACUAAUAACGCAAAUGAGAUAAGGUCUGUAAAUUGUUUACAUUCAAAACUAUAAUAACAGAAAUACAAAUCCUUUAAUCUCACAGAAAUCACGCUCGUCCGAACCAGAGAUGGCCAGAGUCCGAAUCGAUUGAAAAUUUUAUAAAUUUACCAGCAAACCGAAACAUUUUUUAGUUGCCGAAAAAUCGUGGGUUCUAGUAUUAUUCGUUUUCGUAUUAUCGUUAUUUAAUUUAUUAUUUCAUUUAGUAAUAUCAUGUGGGGAUUACUUAAGAUUCCAGUGCAAAUUUCUGCCCUCAGGCCCACGGCUUUGAGCACAAAUGCAGCUUUCUUCUCUUCAACUGCCAAGUAUUACGCAUCACAUAUUCAGACCCAAUUUGAUAAACAAGGCUUAGUUGACAGGAAAACAUCUACUUUCACUGAUAGAAGUCAAUUGAAAUAUGCCAGAAGACUGGUGGUGAAGCUAGGUAGUGCCGUUAUCACCAGAGAAGAUGAACAUGGGUUGGCUCUUGGAAGACUUGCUUCAAUCGUUGAACAGGUUGCUGAAUGUCAAAAUGAAGGCAGAGAAUGUAUUAUGGUUACAAGUGGUGCAGUAGCUUUUGGAAAGCAGAGGUUAACUCAAGAAUUGUUGAUGUCUCUGUCGAUGAGAGAGACUUUGUCGCCCACAGAUCAUACAAGAGAGGAUGCUCCAGCACUUGUCGAACCCAGAGCGGCAGCUGCUGUAGGCCAAUCUGGUCUCAUGUCUCUGUACGACGCCAUGUUUUCCCAAUACGGUGUCAAAAUCGCACAAGUAUUGGUCACAAAAGCAGACUUUUACAACGAAGAAACCCGUAGAAACUUAAUGAGUACCCUAUCAGAACUUAUAACUCUAAAUAUAGUACCAAUAAUCAACACCAACGAUGCUGUCUCGCCUCCACCCCAAAUUGACGAACCGAUUGGAGGAAGACCAGGAAAGAAGGGAAUAUCCUUAAAGGAUAAUGACAGUUUGGCUGCUAUGUUGGCUGCAGAAAUCCAGUCUGAUCUUCUUAUCUUGAUGUCUGAUGUAGAUGGUAUCUACAACAAACCACCCUGGGAAGAAGGCGCAAAAUUCUUGCACACUUUCACAUCAGAUUUAAGACACACCAUCGAAUUUGGACAGAAAUCUAAAGUUGGAACUGGUGGAAUGGAUUCUAAAGUUACUUCUGCGACUUGGGCGUUGGAUAGAGGUGUUUCCGUUGUCAUUUGCAACGGAAUGUUGGAUAAAGCAAUUAAAACUAUCCUCUCUGGAAGAAAAGUGGGAACUUUCUUCACAGAACACAGUCUUGGUGGACCGGUGCCUACAGAAACUGUAGCAGAAAAUGCUCGUAAUGGUGGUCGUAUUCUUGCAACUAUUACUCCAGAUCAACGUGCUUCAUGUGUCCACACGUUGGCCGAUCUUCUUAUAUCAAAACAAGCCGAAAUCUUGGACGCCAACCAAAAAGAUCUCACCGAAGCAACUAAAUCCGGUUUAGCCAAACCGCUUCUAUCCAGACUCUCCCUCACUCCAGCCAAGUUGAAGAACCUAGCAGUUGGUUUGAAGCAAAUUGCCGACAGCAGUCACAAUAACGUUGGACGGGUGAUAAAAAGAACCAAGCUAGCCGAUGGUUUAAUGUUGAAGCAAAUAACUGUGCCCAUCGGAGUUUUGAUGGUUAUUUUUGAAUCCAGACCUGAUUCGCUGCCACAGGUUGCCGCUUUAGCCAUUGCAUCUGGAAACGGUUUGCUACUUAAAGGUGGAAAAGAGGCUGCUCACAGUAAUAAAGCACUUAUGGCGCUUGUAACCGAAGCUUUGAAGACUGUUAGAGCUGAAACUGCAAUAUCUCUAGUUUCAACCAGAGACGAAAUUAGUGACUUAUUGUCCAUGGAACAACACAUCGACCUUAUAAUUCCACGUGGUUCUAGUGAGCUGGUUCGUAACAUUCAACAACAAAGCCAACAUAUACCAGUUAUGGGACAUGCUGAAGAAGACAAUGCAGAAACCUUCAAAAAAAUGAUCGACAGUGCCUGUGUCUUCCAUAACGCAAGCUCAAGAUUUGCAGAUGGUUUCAGAUUUGGUCUAGGAGCAGAGGUGGGUAUCAGUACUGCCAGAAUUCACGCUAGAGGACCUGUUGGAGUCGAAGGACUCUUGACGACCAAAUGGAUUCUCGAAGGAGAAGAUCACGCUGCUGCAGAUUUUGCAGAAGGCGGAAGCCGAACUUGGGUACACGAAACAUUGCCUGUAGAGUAA
This is a messenger RNA of Psylliodes chrysocephalus, 2493 nucleotides long. The record is from the annotation of a GenBank genome assembly. Lineage: Eukaryota; Metazoa; Arthropoda; Insecta; Coleoptera; Chrysomelidae.